Bicyclus anynana (squinting bush brown) is the source of this 1755-nucleotide messenger RNA. Its product is annotated as lissencephaly-1 homolog. The record is from RefSeq and is a predicted model, not a curated record. The coding region runs from base 287 to 1687 and encodes 466 amino acids. The transcript has 11 exons. NCBI's taxonomy places the organism in Eukaryota, Metazoa, Arthropoda, Insecta, Lepidoptera, Nymphalidae. Gene Ontology annotation, molecular function: protein binding.
UUCAGUUUGCCGUUCGGAGGAGGAGAAAAAGAAAAAUCGAAACUCGCCAUAGUGAAUUGAAUUGAGUGAAUUUGAGCCUUUGUAACGAAACGGUUUUCUGCCUCGGGUCUUGUGUGUAUAGUGUUUAUCGAGUGUGUGCCAAUUUUAAAACGAAAGUGCAAAUUAUAGUGCUUUUACGUUUUGUGUGAUAAUGGCAACGGCGUGUCUGCCGUCGCCCGCGUGAAUCAGUGAGACUCUAGUGCAGUGAACCUAAGGGGCUCGCCGCCUUCGGAGUUAACCAACCACAAUGAAAAUGGUGUUGUCACAACGGCAACGGGAGGAGCUGAACAAAGCGAUCGCCGACUAUCUUGGCAGCAACGGCUACAAUGACGCACUGGAAGCGUUCAAGAAGGAGGCCGAGAUGACGGGGGAAAUGGAUCGCAAGUUCGGAGGCCUCCUCGAGAAGAAGUGGACCUCCGUUAUAAGGCUGCAGAAAAAGGUGAUGGAGCUGGAAUCCAAACUGUCGGAGGCACAGAAGGAGUUCAUAGAAGGAGCGCCGACGAGGGCCAAGCGAACGCCUACCGAGUGGAUUCCACGCCCGCCGGAGAAGUUCUGUCUCACGGGACACCGGGCCACUAUUACUAAGGUAAUAUUCCAUCCGGUGUUCAGUUUACUGGUGUCGUCGAGCGAGGACGCGACGAUCAAAGUGUGGGAUUUCGAGAAUGGCGACUACGAACGAUCCCUUAAGGGCCACACCGACUCCGUACAGGACAUCGCCUUCGACCAUCAUGGCAAGCUACUUGUAUCAUGCAGUGCGGAUAUGUCGAUCAAGCUGUGGGACUUCAACCAGACGUACGAAUGCGUGAAGACCAUGCACGGACAUGACCACAACGUGUCCUCCGUUGCCUUCUCUCCCAGCGGUGACAUCGUGUACUCUGCCAGCCGGGACAAGACCAUCAAGGCGUGGGAAGUCGCUACCGGCUACUGCGUGAAGACGUACAAAGGGCACCGCGAGUGGGUGCGCAUGGUGCGCGUGUCGGCGGACGGCACGCUGCUGGCGUCGUGCUCCAACGACCAGACUGUGCGCAUCUGGAACGCCGACACCAACGAGUGCAAGAUGGAGCUGCGCGAGCACGAGCACGUGGUGGAGUGCGUGUCGUGGGCGCCGGAGUCGGCCGCCGCCGCCGUCAACGAGGCGGCCGGCGGGGACAACCGCCGCGCCAACCACCAGGGUCCCUUCCUGGCCAGCGGCUCGCGAGACAAGUCUGUUAAGAUCUGGGAUGUGAGCACGGGCCAGUGCCUGGCAACACUGGUGGGCCACGAUAACUGGGUGCGCGGCGCUACGUGGCACCCGGGCGGGCGCUUCCUGCUCACCGCGUCUGACGACAAGACGCUGCGCGUGUGGGACGUGGCGCACACGCGCUGCCUCAAGACGCUCUACGCGCACCAGCACUUCGCUACGAGCAUCGGUGACACUUCGCUACGAGCAUCGGUGAGUGACAUCGUCAAUGUGCACCCGAGGGGGCGCUUCCUGCUCACCGCGUCUGACGACAAGACGCUGCGCGUGUGGGACGUGGCGCACACGCGCUGCCUCAAGACGCUCUACGUGCACCAGCAUUUCGCCACGAGCAUCGAUUUCCACAAGAGCUUGCCAUACGUGAUAUCGGGCAGCGUCGAUCAGACCGUCAAAGUUUGGGAGUGUCGCUAGGAGCAUUGCCAUUAUAGUAACUUAAACUCACCGAUGAUAUCUUUAUCAUUAUUAUUCACAUUCACUAG